GACUCGCGCGAAGGUCCAACCAGUCACUAUAGCCAUGCAAAUUGCAUGACGAACCACGUCUCAUCUACCAUUAUACGUUAUGUUACGCUCCUCUACUCCAAAGCUCCUAACCUUCCCUUAGAAGCCCUUCUUCACAGAAAAACCACCAUUUUGUUGUCAUUUUUUUUUCCUCUGGAGAGCCUCGAUCGGAAUCGGAAACCCGAACCGAUGGAGAACCCAAUCCGGUGGACCACCGUAUGGGUGGUGGCAUCGUGGUACGGCUCCAACAUCGGCAUCCUCCUCUUGAACAAGUACUUGCUGACCGGAUUCGGAUUCAAGUACCCGGUGUUCCUGACCCUGUGCCACAUGGUGGCCUGUGCUUCGCUGAGCUACGUCGCCAUAGGGCUGGCCAGGGUGGUCCCUCUGCAGGCUAUAAAAUCCCGGUCGCAGCUGGGCAGGCUCGCUGCGCUCAGCGUCGUUUUCUGCUACUCUGUCGUCUGCGGGAAUGUGUCGCUUAGGUACAUUCCGGUGUCGUUUAACCAGGCAAUCGGGGCGACGACGCCGUUUUUCACGGCGGUGUUUGCGUACCUGAUGAUCCAGAAGAGGGAGGCUUGGGCUACUUAUGCCGCGCUUGUGCCUGUUGUUGUUGGCGUCGUCAUUGCUAGCGGGGCUGAACCGAGCUUCCAUCUGCUUGGAUUUAUCAUGUGUGUUGUGGCUACAGCUGCAAGGGCAUUUAAGUCGGUGCUUCAAAGUAUCUUGCUAUCCAGUGAUCAAGGGGAAAAUCUCAACUCAAUGAACCUGUUGUUGUACAUGGCACCAAUAGCCGUAGCAUUCUUAGUUCCUGCAACAAUGUUAAUGGAGAAAGAUGCCCUCGAGUUCACAAUAGACAUUGCCAAAAAAGAUCUUAAAAUAGUGUGGUAUUUGCUUUUCAAUUCCUCAUUGGCAUAUUUUGUGAAUUUGACCAACUUCUUGGUCACACAACACACCAGCGCUUUGACUCUCCAGGUCCUGGGAAAUGCAAAAGGCGCAGUUGCUGUGGUUGUCUCAAUAUUAAUAUUCAAAAAUCCAAUCUCAUUCAUUGGGAUGUUGGGCUAUGCAAUCACCAUCUUUGGAGUCGUUCUCUACGGUGAAGUCAAGAAGAGGUACAGCUAAUAGUUUGAAAACUCUAAAGUCAGGUUUAGUUUAUGGAUUCACAAUUAUGAUUUAGAAUUAUUCUUGGUUUUUUGUGUAUUUUUUAUAAGAAAAAAUAUUAUAACAAACCACGAACUAUGAUUCGAAUCACAGUAUGAAUCCAACAA
Morus notabilis is the source of this 1277-nucleotide messenger RNA. Its product is annotated as probable sugar phosphate/phosphate translocator At3g11320. Gene Ontology annotation, cellular component: Golgi apparatus. The transcript has 4 exons. The coding region runs from base 46 to 1131 and encodes 361 amino acids. Gene Ontology annotation, molecular function: antiporter activity. NCBI's taxonomy places the organism in Eukaryota, Viridiplantae, Streptophyta, Magnoliopsida, Rosales, Moraceae. The record is from RefSeq and is a predicted model, not a curated record.